This is a messenger RNA of Rotaria socialis, 2541 nucleotides long. The record is from the annotation of a GenBank genome assembly. Lineage: Eukaryota; Metazoa; Rotifera; Eurotatoria; Philodinida; Philodinidae.
AUGAAAAAUAAUAAUGAGCAAUUUACUCUUAUUGCUCUUGAUUCAUCAUCAUCAUCAGAUCAAUCAGCUCAUUAUCUUUCGCGAUUUCAACAUCUCAUGAAUUCCCUACAACACUUUAAUGAUUCAAAUGCUUGCGUGGAUUUUAUUACGAAUGUUAAAAAUGAAAAAAUUCUUCUUAUCAUAUCAGUUGAACAUACUCAAAUGAUACCAACCAUCUAUCAUAUACAUCAGAUUUAUUCCAUCUAUAUUUUCAAUUUAAAUCAAUGCGAACCAACAAAUGAAGAUAUAUUGAAAUAUCGAAAAGUUCGAGGUCAUUUUGGAACAAUCAAUGAGUUAGUUAAACAAAUAGAAUACGAUAAAAAAUGUAUAGCGUCAAAUCUGUUAACAGUAAAUAUUUUCCCAGAAUGUACUCAAGGAUCAUAUAGUAUGAGUGAUCAAACAGGCAAUAGAAAUAUGCAAGAAGCAACAUUCAUGUAUUCACAAAUUAUACGUAAUAUUUUUAUUAAUGAGAACUAUAAAGAUACAGAUAAAAAUGAAAUGGUUGAAUUCUUUCGGGAACAAUACAACGGAAAUAAAACGGAACUAGAAAAAAUCGAUAAAUUUUCACGAGAGUAUACAAACGAACGCGCCAUCUACUGGUAUACUAUCGAUGGAUUUCUUUAUCGUACAAUUAAUAAAGCUUUACGAACACAAGACAUUUUUACACUUUAUCAUUUACGUUAUUUCAUUAAAGAUCUUCAUUUAGAACUAAAGAAAUAUCAUUCAAAACAACAUUCGAAUUCAUCGCAAGAAACUUUUGUUGUCUAUCGAGGACUUGGGUUACCCAGGGAUGAAUUUGAAAAAUUAAAACCAGAUCAUUUAAUAUCUUUCAGUGAAUUUUUAUCCACAAGUAAAAAUCGACAAUUAGCAGAAAUCUAUGUUCAACGUGGAUUUGAUGAUAUGGAAUCGAUUCUAUUCGAAAUCGAAUUAAAUUAUAGAAUUCCAACAUCAACUCCAUUUGCUGAUAUUUCUGAACAGAGUCAAUUCGAUUUGGAAGAAGAAAUUCUUCUAUCGAUGGGUAGCGUUUUUCGAAUUCGAUCUUUAACUGUUACUUCAGAAAAAAAUUGGAAUAUAAAACUUAUUCAAACUUCAGACGAAGAUCAACAACUAAAAUUAUUAUAUCAAUGGCUAGAUCAAGCUAUAUUUCAAGUGAAACAUCUCUAUACAAAAUUAAGUUCACUCAUGUUAUUUAUCUAUGAUUAUGAUAAAGCAGAAUUUUUCUUAAGAAAAGUUCUGUCUCUACCGGACUUUAAUGGAGAUAUUGAAAAAAUUGGUGCAACAUCAUCGAUUUUCGGCGAAAUAUAUUUUCAUCAAAAGAAAUAUGAACAAGCCAUAUUACUAUAUCAGAAAACAAUUGAAUUGUUUGAACAGUAUCCAGACAAAAGCGUUCCUUCUACGAUACAAAAAUGUUACACAGGUCUCAGUGAAAUUUAUUUAGAAGAAGAACAGUAUGUAAAAGCUUUGGAGUACAGUCAAAAGUCGCUCGAUAUAAUACUUUCGGAUGAUUAUAUGAAAACAAUCGAUCUUCUGUUAGCUACACGCUAUAAUAACAUUGGGCACAUAUAUUAUAAACUUGGAAAUGUCGAAAGAGCAUUAAAUUAUAUUCAAAAAGCAUUGGAUUACACCAAAUCUCUUCCAUCGAAUAUUCCCAUAGUAUCAAGAAUCUUUUGUAAUCUAGCAAUGACUUACGAACAAUAUGCAGAUUAUCCUCAAUCAGAAAUGUACUGGAAAAAAGGUUUGGAACAUCAUCUUAAAUCCAUGCCAAAUAAUACAGAUGCAACUGCUUAUCUUUUUCAAGCUGUUGCCAUAAAUUUGAGUGACCACAAAAAAUAUAAAGAAGCAAUUGAAUAUCUUAAAAAAUCAUUAGCAAUCUGUAAGAAUCAAGGACAACAUGCACUAUCUUGUUGUUAUAAAAAUUUAGCUGUCGCCUAUCAUGGCCUAGAAGAUUUUCAACAAGCUGCAGAAUAUUUGCAAAAAGCAAUUGAUAUUGCACAUACUCUUACAAAUAUUGAUUUGGGCACAAUGUACACUGAUAGUGGUAAUAAUUAUUAUCAAGCACAAAACUAUGAACAAGCACUAGUUUCAUAUAGCAAAGCAUUGGAAUUUUCACAACCGAAUGCCCAACUAGCGACAAAGAUAAAGAUUUUUAUAGUCUACACGAUGCAACAUGAAUCAAAGCGCGCUCUAGAAUAUUACGAACUCCACAUAAAAUCGCAUAUGACACAAGUAAAUCUAAAUGAUGAUAUUCUAAUUCAUUAUUAUAUUGGAGUGAAUUACUAUCACCUAAAAGAUAAUGAUCAAGCAUUAAAAUAUCUAAAAAUGGCACAAGAGUUAAUUCUACCAAAUAAAUCAGAUGUUUCUUUGAAGACAUUUUUAAUAGAUAUAUUGAAAAAAAUUGCAUCUAUUUACAUUAGCCGUGAUCAAUGGUCUGAAGCAGCUACACACUACGCUCAAUUAUUAGAAUAUCAUCCAACGGCAGAAAUAUACAUGAAUAUUGGUUAA